Molecule: messenger RNA, 4500 nt
Organism: Lepus europaeus (European hare)
Lineage: Eukaryota; Metazoa; Chordata; Mammalia; Lagomorpha; Leporidae
Gene: ZFAT
Product: zinc finger and AT-hook domain containing
Exons: 17
Coding region: 238-3924 (1228 amino acids)
Biological process (GO): regulation of DNA-templated transcription
Molecular function (GO): RNA polymerase II cis-regulatory region sequence-specific DNA binding; DNA-binding transcription factor activity, RNA polymerase II-specific
Source: RefSeq, a predicted model, not a curated record
GCGCGCCGUUGGGGCGCGGGGCUGGCGAGGGCGGGCCGCUGGCCUCUCGGCCGGACCCCGGACCUCGCGUCCCGGCCCCUCGGCGGCCGCCGGGCCAGAAAAUACACAAGUUUCUCCAAAGCAUUCUGAUUGACGACUUGGAUUUCAAAGCUUCCACACAAUCGUGUUGCCUAGAAUUGACUGCUGUUUGAGUACCCUUUCAGUUCCCUGCUUCAGACAGAAAACACGGCCAUCUUCAUGUGUAAGUGCUGUAACCUGUUCUCUCCCAGUCAGUCGGAACUGCUGUCCCACGUUUCUGAGAAGCACGGGGACGAAGGGGUGAACGUUGAAGACAUCGUCGUUCCCCUGAGGCCUCUGAGUUCUCCGGAACCCAACCCAAGCCAAACCGGAGAUGAGUUUCUGGUCAUGAAGAGGAAGAGGGGCAGGCCUAAGGGUUCCACAAAGAAGCCCAGCGCCGAAGAGGAGCUGGCGGAGAACGUCGUGAGCCCGAGUGAGGAUGGGGCAGGGGCCGCCGAGGAAGGCAGCCCGGCCCCCAGCAGCCUGGAGUGCAGCAAGUGCAGUCGCAAGUUCUCCAACGCGCGCCAGCUGCGGAAGCACAUCUGCAUCAUCGUGCUGAACUUGGGCGAGGAGGAGGGGGAGGCAGGUAAUGAGUCAGAUCUUGAGCUGGAAAAGAAGUACAAGGAAGAUGAUCGCGACAAGGCCCCGAAAAGACCCCGGGCACAGAAAGCAGAGAAGGUGCAGAAGAUCUCAGCAAAGGAGGCUGGGCAGCCUUCCGGAGCAAAGAAGCCCAUCAUCAGUGUGGUCCUGACUGCGCACGAAGCUAUUCCAGGUGCUACCAAGAUUGUUCCAGUGGAAGCAGGUCCCCCCGAAACAGGAGCUGCGAAUCCUGAGACCACGCCAGCAGACCUGGUGCCUCGGAGAGGGUACCAGGAAUACGCCAUUCAGCAGACGCCGUACGAGCAGCCGAUGAAGUCGAGCAGGCUAGGUCCCACCCAGCUCAAAAUCUUCACCUGUGAGUACUGCAACAAGGUCUUCAAGUUCAAGCACUCCCUGCAGGCCCACCUGCGCAUCCACACCAACGAGAAGCCGUACAAGUGCCCCCAGUGCAGCUACGCCAGCGCCAUCAAGGCCAACCUCAACGUGCACCUGCGCAAGCACACCGGUGAGAAGUUUGCCUGCGACUACUGCUCCUUCACCUGCCUGAGCAAGGGCCACCUCAAGGUGCACAUCGAGCGGGUGCACAAGAAGAUCAAGCAGCACUGCCGCUUCUGCAAGAAGAAGUACUCCGACGUCAAAAACCUCAUCAAGCACAUCCGGGACACGCACGACCCGCAGGACAAGAAGGUCAAGGAGGCCCUGGACGAGCUCCGCCUGAUGACCAGGGAGGGCAAGCGGCAGCUGCUCUACGACUGCCACAUCUGUGAGCGCAAGUUCAAGAACGAGCUGGACCGCGACCGGCACAUGCUGGUGCACGGGGACAAGUGGCCCUUCGCCUGCGAGCUCUGCGGCCACGGGGCCACCAAGUACCAGGCGCUGGAGCUGCACGUCAGGAAGCACCCCUUCGUCUACGUCUGCGCCAUCUGCCUCAAGAAGUUUGUCAGCUCCAUCAGGCUGCGCUCCCACAUCAGAGAGACGCACGGCGCUGCCCAGGAGGCCCUGGUCUUCACCAGCUCCAUCAACCAGAGCUUCUGCCUCCUGGAGCCCGGUGGGGACAUCCAGCAGGAGGCUCUGGGGGACCAGCUGCAGCUGGCCGAGGAGGAGCUUGUGUUCCCAGGGGUGAGUGAUCUCAAGGAGGAGGCCUGCUCCCAGGAGGCCCAGCCUGGAGGGGUGCAGACGGAGCUGGAGGCCCCCCUGCAAACCCCUGCUGCCACCGUGCAGCUGGCCACCCCUGUGGCCGACGGCACGGCCCUGCCACCCUGUGAACUGGAGACCACUGUGGUCUCGUCGGACCUGCACGCGCUGGCCGUGGUCUCCGAUGACUUUCUGUUGAAAAACGAUACCUCUUCUGCGGAGACUCACACUGCCCCCGAGAAGGCCUCCGACUCCCAGCACGGAGGCUCAUCCCAGACUCAGGACAAGGAGAUGGCACUGCUGCUGACCCAGACCAAAAGUGCCGGGCCGGACCAGGAGACCCCGGGCGCAGAGAGCCCACCAGGUGAAGGGCAGGGAACGGCUGCCCUUGCAGCCGGCGAGCCAGAGCCUAGCCAGUGUCUCAGGGCAAACCCAGCCGAGGCCUCUGAACUCGUUCCCCCCGUGGCUGAUGGCGGGGACACGGCCGUGUGCCAGCCUGACUCUUGCAAACCUGCCUCUGAGCACCGGCCUGGUAGCACUGCCUUCAUGAAGGUCCUGGACAGUUUGCAGAAGAAGCAAAUGAACACCGGUUUGUGUGAGCGGAUCCGGAAGGUGUACGGAGACCUGGAGUGUGAAUACUGUGGCAAACUUUUUUGGUACCAAGUGCAUUUUGACAUGCAUGUCCGCACCCACACCCGGGAACAUCUGUAUUAUUGCUCCCAGUGUCAUUAUUCCUCCAUCACCAAAAACUGCCUUAAACGCCAUGUAAUUCAGAAACACAGUAACAUCUUGCUGAAGUGUCCCACUGACGGCUGUGACUACUCGACUCCAGAUAAAUAUAAGCUGCAGGCACAUCUUAAAGUUCACACAGAGCUGGACAAAAGGAGUUAUUCUUGCCCUGUGUGUGAAAAGUCUUUUUCAGAAGACCGAUUGAUAAAGUCACACAUCAAGACCAACCAUCCUGAGGUCUCCAUGAGCACCAUUUCCGAGGUCCUCGGGAGGAGGGUUCAGCUGAAAGGGCUGAUUGGAAAGAGAGCCAUGAAGUGCCCGUACUGUGAUUUCUACUUCAUGAAGAACGGCUCAGACCUUCAGCGCCACAUCUGGGCUCACGAAGGUGUGAAGCCCUUCAAAUGUUCCUUGUGCGAAUACGCAACUCGUAGCAAGAGCAACCUCAAGGCUCACAUGAAUCGUCACAGCACCGAGAAGACCCACCUGUGCGACAUGUGUGGCAAGAAAUUCAAGUCGAAAGGGACGCUGAAAAGUCACAAGCUCCUGCACACUGCUGAUGGGAAGCAGUUUAAGUGCACAGUGUGUGACUACACGGCGGCCCAGAAGCCCCAGCUGCUGCGGCACAUGGAGCAGCACGCCUCCUUCAAGCCAUUCCGCUGUGCCCACUGCCAUUACUCCUGCAACAUCUCCGGCUCCCUGAAGCGGCACUACAACAGGAAGCACCCCAACGAAGAGUACAGCAACGUGGGCAGCGGGGAGCUGGCCGCCGAGGCGCUCAUCCAGCAAGGUGGUUUGAAGUGUCCUGUGUGCAGCUUUGUGUACGGCACCAAGUGGGAGUUCAACAGGCACUUGAAGAACAAGCAUGGGCUGAAGGUGGUGGAGAUUGACGGAGACCCCAAGUGGGAGCCAGCAACAGACACCCCUGAGGAGCCUUCCACCCAGUAUCUCCACAUCACAGAGGCCGAAGAGGAUGUGCAGGGGACGCAGGCAGCGGUGGCCGCACUCCAGGACCUGAGAUACACCUCUGAGAGCGGUGACCGACUGGACCCCACAGCUGUAAACAUCCUCCAGCAGAUCAUCGAGCUGGGCACCGAGACCCACGAUGCCACUGCCGUGGCCUCUGUGGUUGCCAUGGCGCCGGGGACCGUGACAGUUGUGAAGCAGGUCACCGACGAGGAGCCCAGCUCCAACCACACGGUCAUGAUCCAGGAGACCCUCCAGCAAGCCUCCGUGGAGCUGGCCGAGCAGCACCACCUGGUGGUGUCCUCCGAUGACGUGGAGGGCAUCGAGACGGUGACCGUGUACACGCAGGGUGGAGAGGCCUCGGAGUUCAUCGUCUACGUGCAGGAGGCCGUGCAGCCGGUGGAGGAGCAGGCUGUGGAGCAGCCGGCCCAGGAGCUGUAGAGGACACCGCCACUGCACAGCCACGGCCGCCGGCCUGGCUCCCAGAACGGCGCGCUCUCUGCCCUCGCCGCCCGGCCGCCCAGACGGGACUCUCCACAUCCCCCUUGGGGUGGGCAGCGUGACGGCAUCACCAGCAAUCCAGGAAGCCCCGUCCCCAGCCCUUGCCCCGUAGCGUCUGCUUCUGGACAGACUUUUCUAUCACCUGCCCCGCCUCUUCCCUUGCUUCAAGAUCCAGAUGGAGACUCCCAGGCUGUCUCCACAUCCCUACUUCCCUUAGCCCCACCCAGGUGCCCAGACUUCAUCAGGGACCACUAUGCAGUCUGGCAAAAGGAGAAGCCAUGACAGGAAGUGACCUUAUGGUGCUGGAGUCACCGCUGGGUGGGGCGGGGAUCGCCCUGGCUCCGUGGACAGAGUCCCUCCUUCCUCAAGUCGGGGGUUCCUGUUGUCACGUGAAGUCACCGCAGCUCAGCCCCGUCACAGGGUCUCAGCUCACCAUCUCGGAAUUCUGCUUCUAAGAGAAAUGCACUUUUCUCACCUCCCAUCCUAAGGAGGUGAGGCGGAUGGAAUAAAAGCCUU